Messenger RNA from Rhodamnia argentea, 932 nucleotides. RefSeq names its product 50S ribosomal protein L6, chloroplastic. The coding region runs from base 121 to 801 and encodes 226 amino acids. Gene Ontology annotation, molecular function: rRNA binding; structural constituent of ribosome. The record is from RefSeq and is a predicted model, not a curated record. Gene Ontology annotation, cellular component: ribosome. NCBI's taxonomy places the organism in Eukaryota, Viridiplantae, Streptophyta, Magnoliopsida, Myrtales, Myrtaceae. The transcript is spliced from 3 exons. Gene Ontology annotation, biological process: translation.
GGCUUCCGGAUAACAGAGGCCUUGGACGCGGGCUCUCGAGCAUCCUCGAACGAAAAAGUUCGCAACUUUGGCGCACAAACACGCUCUCUCGCCCCGGCUGAUGCGCUCUUGCUCGUGACAAUGGUCUCUUCACUCUCUUAUCCACUGCAAACAUGCAAGCUGAGAUCAGCAUUUUUGGGCGAAAGAAGCGGCAUAUGCAUUUCUUCUGCUCCUGUAACUCAUGUUGGAUUCACAAGGAGGAAUAUAGAAUGUAAGGAAUCUCGCAUAGGGAAGCAGCCAAUUGAGGUGCCAAAGAAUGUGACUAUCACAUUAGAGGGCCAGUCCUUGAGAGUGAAAGGUCCCCUCGGAGAGCUUUCACAGAGUUAUCCACGAGAAGUGAAAGUUGAGAAGCAAGAGUCUGGGUAUCUCAAGGUCAGCAAGGCAUUUGAAACUAGAAGGGCCAACCAAAUGCAUGGACUUUUUAGGACACUUACUGAUAACAUGGUUGUGGGAGUAUCUAAAGGGUUCGAGAAGAGACUUCAGUUGGUCGGAGUAGGAUAUAGGGCAACGUUGGAGGGCAGGGAUUUGGUGUUGAGUCUGGGGUUUUCCCAUCCAGUCAGGAUGGCCAUUCCCGAGGGCAUACAAGUGAAGGUAGAGGACAACACCAGGAUCGUUGUCAGCGGUUACGACAAGUCUGCCAUUGGUCAAUUCGCUGCUUCAGUCAGAAAGUGGAGACCUCCAGAACCUUACAAGGGGAAGGGUGUGAGAUAUGCAGAUGAAGUUGUCAGAUUAAAGGAAGGAAAGUCAGCGAAGAAGAAGUGAUGGCCCUAUCUCUCUUCUUGCUGUAGCAUUCUUCUCCAUAUCUUUUGUUUGCAACUUGUGCCGGUUGCAUUUGUUCACCUUGGAAGUAAUCCGUUAAGGUUCUGCUUGGUAAGUAUUUUUUCCAAAGACUA